UUGCAAAUGAGCCAAUCAGGUCGGUCGUUAGUAAAUCCAAACAUCCGUUAGCUCUGCAGGGAGAAAUCCAGAUUCAUCUUAGAGUCCGUUUGUGUAUCACGGUAAAAAAUGUGCCGUCGCUGUUUAGUCUCCGUUGUAACGACUCCUUAUUGAGCCCAGACGGGAUCUUCAAGAAUGAAAACCCGGGAUUCAUCGCCGCCGCCACCGGUUCACCUCCACGUACUGGAGAGCACGCCUGUACACGUUCACAUGAGGAGGAGUCCCAGCAAAACGCCACAGGUUACCGCACUUUCCACCAAUAAUGGAAAUACCCCACAGGGUUCGCAGAGGUGGGAUAAAGGUGCCGAGGUGAAGGGUGAUGGAGGCAGGCCAAAGGUCCGGAAGCCGUGGAUCCCUCCAGGAAGACUGUCGCACAGAAGAGAUGUGGACUCCCACCAGUGUCAGACAAGCCGAGUGCAGCAUCAGUCAGAAAGUGGGAUCAGACAUCGGCGUGACGCAGAGGAGCAGCCGGAAGAGCUGGAUGCAGUGUCCAAGAACCUCAGCAGCCUACUUGGAGACCAAGAAAGCUUUCGCCGUUUAAAAAAGUCGGAUUCUUGGGGUCAACACAGAGAGACGGACGUGCUGCUGAGGGCACUCGUUGAAGCAGAAAUCGAUGGCGUAGCUGUAGCCAAUCAGCUGACAGCCUUGAAGGAAACCAUCGACAGCUUUGCAAAGGACAAGAAGCAAUCAAAACUGCGCGCAGCUUCUUUGAAACGGCAGCAGAAGCUGUUGUUGGAGAAGAUUGAGAUGUUUGAUAACACAAACCACGGCCUUCGACAGCUCCUCAGAGAGUGGAGCGACCGUGAGAGGGAAUCGCUGGUGUGGUCAGAGCAGAAAGACGCUCUGAAGAAGAGACUGGCCGACAGCGAAGCAGAGAACAUGCGCCUUGCGGCCAAACUCACCCACAAAGAGAAGGAGGCCUCUAAGCUUGCAGAGCAUUUGGACUUUGAAAAGGACAACGUGAAGACGACCGAGGAGCUUUCAAGAAUCCUGGAGUCAACCCGCAACCACCUGGAGUCUCAGCUGAGCCGAGCCGAGGCUGAAAAGGCCCAACUGGAAGCUCAGAUUAAGAGGAUGCAGCAGAGCCAAGAGCAGCAGCAGAAGGAGCUCCAGGUGCUGCAAGAGGAGCUGCGGGCUCUGACGGAGCAGCGGGAGGCCGAGAAGGGGAGACCUGACCAGAAAAGUCUGGCGAUGCUCAUCGAGCAGGCAGAGCGGGCCGAAGAGUCCGCCGGGCGGCUCGCAGAAAAGCUUCAGGAGAAGGAGUCGCAGCUGGCUCAGGCUCUGUCCACAUCCAGUGACUGGUGCCUCCGCCACUCCAAGGAGGCAGCUGCUAAAGAACAGCUGGAAGAGGAAAUCUCUGCUCUCAAAAUUCAGGUGACCGAGCUGCACUCUCAGCUUCAGUCAGUGGCGGAGAAGAGUCGGGUGGAGAAGGAGGAGCUCAGGGAUCAGCUGCAUCAUCUCAGCGCUGAAAACGCCUCCACCAAGCUGGACAACCAAAGACUGAAGGGUGAACUGACAUCUGCUGAGGAGAAACAACGAGGACUUCAGGCUGAAGCUCGUCAGCUGAAAGCAUCAAUCAGGAAGUAUGAAAGCCUGGUGGAGAAAUACAAGAAGAAGGUCCAGCAGGCUCGCCUGGAGUCAGAGGAGUACUGCCUGAAGCUGGAGGUGGUGCAGAAGGAAGCGCGGGAGGUGCAGGUGAGCCUGGACAGGGAGAAGGAGCAGGUGAGGCGAGAGCUGCUGGGGCGGCUCAGAGAGCUCGAGACCCUGCCGGACAGAUUGAGGAAGACCGAGCAGCAGCUCCGAGAUGCCCAGCAGGAGGCCGGCGCACACGAGAGGAGGAACAUGGAGAAUAACGCCGCCCUCUCUGAAGUCAGACACAAGGUGGAGCAGCAAGGCACUCAGUUGGAGAUGCUUCAGCAGAGGAACCUGCUGCUGCAGGAGGAAAACAACGUCCUGAAGGAGAAAGUUCACAAGUUAGAGAGGAGGCUGGAGGACUUGAAGGCAGAAAACAGGGAAAUGUCUCAGGCUGUCACCUCAAAGGAAGCCAGUGUCCGCAGCAUUCAGCAGCAGCUGGAGGAGAAGACUCACGAGUGCAGCGUCCUGUCCAGACAGCUGCAGCAAACUCUGGACGACGUACAGAAACAGGUGGACGACAGCAUGCAGAGGGUUUUGGCCAAAGAGAGAUCGUCUCAGUCUAAAGCGUUGGACCUGCAGAGCCAGCUGAGCCGAACCAAAACAGAGCUGAGCCAACUGCAGCGGAACAAGGAGGAGAUGCAGCGUCGCUUCCAGAGUCAGCUGCAGAACAUGAAGGAGAGGCUGGAGCAGUCCGACUCGACGAACCGCAGCCUGCAGAACUACGUCCAUUUCCUCAAAACCUCCUACGGAAAUGUGUUCAGUGACUCGUUGCUUGCAAGCUGACAGCAGUGAUGCUCCUGAAGCGUCGCACGGGACAUAAACCUCACUGUCUGAGAGGCUUCAGCCUUUCAUGCACAUCAAAUUAAUAAAGUGCUUUUCAAGUGAAAUGCUCACUUAUUAGUUGCCUAAGUAAUAACUGAGA
Messenger RNA from Archocentrus centrarchus (flier cichlid), 2596 nucleotides. Its product is annotated as outer dense fiber protein 2-like. Lineage: Eukaryota; Metazoa; Chordata; Actinopteri; Cichliformes; Cichlidae. The coding region runs from base 175 to 2457 and encodes 760 amino acids. Gene Ontology annotation, biological process: regulation of cilium assembly. The transcript is spliced from 17 exons. Gene Ontology annotation, cellular component: centrosome. The record is from RefSeq and is a predicted model, not a curated record.